GCCUCUUUUUGUUGCCUCUGCUGCUUGCCAUGAUGUUCAAAACCUCACCCACUACCGCUUGCUCUGCUGCUGCACUCUUUUAUCUCUUCACCAUUCUACCUCUAGCCCACGCCCAUAUAACAAAACAAUCAAACCAAUGCAACUUCUUCAAAGGAAGCUGGAUCAUGGAUCGAUCCUACCCGAUGUACAACGGAUCCGAAUGCCCCUUUGUUGACCCAGGGUUGAACUGCCAGAACAACGGUAGAGCCGAUACCAUCUACCUCAACUUCAAAUGGAAGCCCCAUGCCUGUUCACUUUCCAGGUUUAAGGGGGAGAGGUUUUUGAAGAGGAACAGGGGUAAGAAAAUAAUGUUUGUGGGGGACUCAUUGAGUUCGAACCAAUGGCAGUCACUGGCCUGCAUGCUUUACCGGACCGUUGGUUCCAACCACACAUUCGAGGUUACAGGACCACUCUCAACUCUUUCAUUCCCAGAAUACGGAGUCUCAGUCAUGUACUUAAAAAACGGGUUUCUAGUAGACCUGGUGGUGGAGAAAAGAGGCCGGAUUUUAAAACUCGACUCCAUCAGCAGGUUUGGCAAAUGGAAAGGAGCAGACAUUCUCAUCUUCAACAGCUAUCACUGGUGGACACACACCGGAACCCGUCAAACAUGGGACUACUAUCAAGUUGGUGAAAACAUAUACAAAGACAUGGGCCGCAUGUUGGCUUACAAGAUUGCUUUGACAACAUGGGCCAACUGGGUUGACUCCUACAUAGAUUUCAAAAAAACCCGGGUCUUUUUCCAGGGGGUUUCUGCUGUUCAUGACCGAGGCUGGAACGAACCUAGUGCUCAAAAUUGUAUAGGGCAAACACUACCUACUCGGGGACUUCAUUACCCAGGAAAGAGAUACCCCGGGGAAGAAGUGGUGAAAGAUGUAUUGGCGAAAAUGAAAAAUCCGGUUUAUUUAUUGGAUAUAACGCUUCUUACACAGUUAAGAAAAGACGGACACCCGUCAAAGUACGGUGACGAUGGCAUAGACUGCAGCCACUGGUGCCUCGCUGGCGUGCCCGAUGCUUGGAAUCAAAUUUUGUACAAUAUCUUGCUCAAGAAAUAAUUUUUUUGUAAAUUAGUUUGGAAAGCAAGUGCAAUUCCUCCAUCUUGUGCAAUUUGAAAUGAUAAUUCAUUAAAGGGAAAUAGACAUCUAUAGGUUUGUUUUUCCUUCCUA
Molecule: messenger RNA, 1202 nt
Organism: Helianthus annuus (common sunflower)
Lineage: Eukaryota; Viridiplantae; Streptophyta; Magnoliopsida; Asterales; Asteraceae
Product: protein trichome birefringence-like 42
Exons: 5
Coding region: 30-1091 (353 amino acids)
Cellular component (GO): Golgi apparatus
Molecular function (GO): O-acetyltransferase activity
Source: RefSeq, a predicted model, not a curated record